Molecule: messenger RNA, 450 nt
Organism: Dovyalis caffra
Lineage: Eukaryota; Viridiplantae; Streptophyta; Magnoliopsida; Malpighiales; Salicaceae
Source: the annotation of a GenBank genome assembly
AUGGAUUUGGAAUCAGUAAAGAGAUACAUAGAGAAAGGAGGAGAUGAAGAUGACAAGAAAGCAACAACCAUUGAAGAAGUGCCACUCAGAUUCUUUGAAAGGUUCGUAAUGGAAGGACUUCAUAUUGAUCACAUUGAACCUGGCCGUGUUGUUUGCUCCAUGAAAGUCCCUCCUCGUCUUGUGAAUGGUGGCAAUUUCAUGCAUGGUGGGGCUGCAGCAAUGCUGGUUGAUGCGUUAGGAUCAGCUGCACUGAUCACAGUGGGAGCGUUUUUAACUGGAGUUUCUGUGGAAAUUAGUGUUUCAUACUUUGAUGCUGCUUAUGCAGAUGAAGAAAUCGAGAUAGAAGCCAGGGUUCUAAAUGCGGGUAAAGCUGUUGGAGUUGCAAGCGCUCUGACAUUGAAAAUUGAGCUCAGGUGCAUGGUGCAUUUGAUGGCUUUAGAAAGUAACUAG